Durusdinium trenchii is the source of this 1203-nucleotide messenger RNA. NCBI's taxonomy places the organism in Eukaryota, Dinophyceae, Suessiales, Symbiodiniaceae. The record is from the annotation of a GenBank genome assembly.
AUGGCAGUGCAUCCGACUGUGCAGAGGGCAUCUCAGGCUCCUCGUGGCCUCAGGGUGACCGUGCGGGCAGACAAGAGCUUGGAGAUUCGCUGGCAGACAGAGGAUGGAGCUUGUCUCUAUGAGCUGCAGAUCUGCUACUUUCCUUUCGACGGGCCCAUGAUUCAGCCCAGCCACUCGAAUGUCCUGCAAGUAGAAGGUGCCGCGCAGCAUGUGCCGCAUCCUGAGAGUCUUGACAAGGGGCAAGCUUGGGUGGUCAAGAUUGGCCUGAAGGCUAGGUCUGCAGAUGGGCUGUUGAGCGAUGCAGCGGAAGCUCAGGUCGCAAUGGAGGAUCAGCUGCCUGGAGAGGAAGCAAAGAAAGCUCUCGAAGCCUGGACUCGCAACUUUCAGGGGAAAUACUUUGCACCCUUUUGCGACAUGAGGGGAGAAAACCCAAAGAUUCUUGUCCUCGGCCCACAGCACCAUGGCAAGUCUUCCUUUGUCAAUCAUAUGAAUCGUUGCCUCCUUGCCAACUUGGGACUCCAUGAUGAACGCGACCAAGCUCCAGCUGGUGUUGAAGAAAAGACUGUCGCUACAGAGGCUCUUCAAAUUCCAAUGGGCUCCUCACCAGUGACUUUCAUCGACACCCCUGCAUUUGCCACCAUGAAUUCAGAGUCCACAAGAAAGCUGCAGACAUUGCUGUCAAGCGGCAAUUUUUGUGGCCAACGACGCAGUGACCUGGGACACGACGAGUCUAGCUUGUUCAAGAAGCCUCCACAUGCAGCCAUUGUGGUGAUCUCACUUUGCCAUUGGCGUGAUCAGAUGGAGGAAAUGAAGAUGUACUUGAUGAAGAUUGCGAAUGAGUUCAAGAACGCGUCACAGAGCAUGGUGGAGUUUCCAUACGUCAUCGCAGCUACCCAUUGCGAUGAGUUCCUGAAGGACUGUCAGACAGAGAACCCAAAGGAUGAGCUUGAGAAGGCCGUGCUAGGCAUCAAGAAGUUUGCCUUGACGGAUCAUGUCUAUGCCAUCACGAACUACAAGCGUGGUAGCAUGGCAAGCGCCCGCAACAAUGAGGCAACCUUCGACCUUCUCUCCCAGCUCCUCACCAAGGCUAAGCAUCGAGACACUGGAGUCAAGCAGACCCGCAACUGGUAUGUGGCACAUGUGGCUUGUGCCAUCACACCAGUGGUGUUGAUGGUUAUUUGUCGCCUUCUCGGGCGGUUAUGA